Molecule: messenger RNA, 960 nt
Organism: Suillus discolor
Lineage: Eukaryota; Fungi; Basidiomycota; Agaricomycetes; Boletales; Suillaceae
Exons: 3
Coding region: 1-960 (319 amino acids)
Biological process (GO): protein phosphorylation
Molecular function (GO): protein serine/threonine kinase activity; ATP binding
Source: RefSeq, a predicted model, not a curated record
AUGUGUGUUCUAGUUCUUAAUUUACAGAACGAAAAUAUACAUUUCUUUCCUAUCCCAAAGCGCCCCUUGUCUGAGAUUUUGGAUGAGCCGCAGUACCACACAUUUUGCUUGGACCCUGAUGCAUGCUAUAAUGGCCAACUUACCAUCGAUAUAUCCUCAGACAACAUGCUGGGUGCUGGUGGAUUCAAGACAGCGCAUCCUGGUUGGCUGACACUCUUUGCGGCUCCAGAUUCGGGACUUGGCUCAUGCCCCCGCGAGAAAGUCGCAGUCAAGCGACCUUUUCACAAGAUCUUCCCUCCAGGAAGCAGCAAGGCCCCUGGAAAGUAUGUUAUCAGGCAGUAUGCAGCGGCUGAUGAACUUCCGAAGCUCUUUCGAGAAGCAAACGUGUUAUACUGGGCGGGACCACUUCUAGAGUUCGCGUAUGACUACAUUGAUCACUGCAUUGCCCGCUCAACCGACCCUCCACCCUUCACAAUCCCUCGGCUGCACUUUGUUAAAGCAGGCCUCACACUGUCAUACAGUCAGGCGCCGUCUGAUCCUAACCAGAAGUCCAAAGGAUGUUCCCCUCGGGCCGGAUUUCUGCUCGAGGAACUAAUUGGUGAUGAUGAUGGUAGGAACUUCAUCAAAUAUAUUCACAAUAUGGAUUGUAAUCCGUUGCUUGAUGUGGAUGAGUUUGGCUAUGACAUAGCCACUUUUUUGGCUUGUACACAGCACAUCCAGUACGUCAAGACUGGUGGUUUGGCUUUCAUAUCGGACUAUCAGGGUGAUGCUGAGAUUCUGACAGACCCUCAAGUCCUGACGCACCCCCAAGGCAAGGACAUAUUUGGUGAUGGCAAUAUAGAGGUCAAAGUCAGCACGUUCCAGACAAAGCAUGUUUGUAACGAUUAUUGUACAUGGAGUGGCUUUGGACUCGAACGGUUACCAGCAGGAUCGGCAGAGGAACCAGAGGCUAGCCAGUGA